Syngnathus acus (greater pipefish) is the source of this 1799-nucleotide messenger RNA. It is a transcript of the gene lrrc3ca, whose product is annotated as leucine rich repeat containing 3Ca. Gene Ontology annotation, cellular component: plasma membrane. The coding region runs from base 437 to 1207 and encodes 256 amino acids. The transcript has 2 exons. Gene Ontology annotation, molecular function: protein binding. NCBI's taxonomy places the organism in Eukaryota, Metazoa, Chordata, Actinopteri, Syngnathiformes, Syngnathidae. The record is from RefSeq and is a predicted model, not a curated record.
GCCGUGCAGCCACCUGCUGCGUGCAAUACUGACCGAAACGCCGAAAUACUGACAGAAACUCCUGGAAAGAAACGCCGUGAAAGUGGGGAAAGCCCUCGAGAAGCAUUUGGCAGCCAGGAUGGAAGCAUCAUGCUGCGCGCGUGCACGCUGACUCAUUUGCAUCGCCCGCCUUUCGCACCCAUGUUGGACGGGGCGCCUCCCCGCCGGAGCGCACAGGCACCAGCUAAUAUGUUGCCUCCUCUGGUUGCGUGGAAACUAAACGGGCGAGCCUUGAACUGCUGUGGAAGCUUCUCCGGCGGAAAGCAACCGACAGCAAGUUUAAUCAGCUUAAUGGUGUAAGAAAAAUCCGAAGAUGCGGUGGAUCAUGACGAGGAGAGGAAGAGCGCCACAAACGCUCAGCGGUGGCAGGGGCGAUUAAUGCUGCGACAAGACGCCCAUGGCGGCCGACUACAUGGUCAUGUGCUUGCUGCUGCACAGCCUGGUACUCAUGACCUUCUGCUUCCACCACGCCGCCACCAGCUGCUCCAAACACUGCUACUGCUCCGAGAGCGACGGCGGCAAGACGGUACGCUGCAGCAAUCAGCGGCUGACCGACAUCCCGCGGGACAUCCCCAACGACACGCGACGAGUCUACCUGGACUUUAACCUCUUGACCUCAAUCCCGGCCAACGCCUUCUCCGGGUUGUCCCACCUGGUGGAACUGGACCUCUCGCAUAAUGACAUUAGCCAGCUGCAGCCGGGCGCCUUCCGAGGCUUGAGCUCCUCGUUGCAGUUCCUUGACCUUUCCGCUAACAAGUUAGUCCAUUUCGACGCUGACUCCUUUGAAGGCCUGCGGGCUCGGGCGAAUUUAACCAACAACCCCUGGCAUUGCGACUGCAACCUCCAGAUGGCCAUGCCCCGCGUGGACCUGGAGCCCGUGUCGCUCACCGGCAUCGUGUGCCAGACCUCGGACCCGGAGGAAAUGAGCGUGCAGGGCCUGGCCUUCCUCCUGGAGCCGGACGUUGACUUGUGUGUGGUGAUGAAGAGGACUACAGACGUGGCCAUGCUGGUGGUCAUGUUUGGCUGGUUCACCAUGGUCAUCUCUUAUCUGGUCUACUACGUCAGGGCCAACCAGGAGGACGCCCGCAGACAUUUGGAGUAUCUCAAGUCGCUGCCAAGCAGGCAAGCAAAGUCGGAGGAGUCUUCGACCAUCAGUACUGUUGUUUAGCCUCUCCGACAUGUUUCCCGACUUUUUCGGCAGAUCUAUUUUCUCAACUCUAACAUGGCGACGAUUUGGUGAUGACAAAGUAGGGCCUGGAAUUGCUGUAAACAAAACAGAAAACUCGCACGGAGGGAAAAUAAAACAUCACUUACGCAUGAUGAGACGUUAAUGAGAAUUUCAUCACUGCUCUGUACUCAAGAUUUCAAAAGAUGUGCCUCCGGGUAGCACGCACGCCAGUACGCCCAUCAAGAUGGAGCCGCCUUUACUUUCAAGUUUAAUAAGCCGCGCUAGCUGCGCUAAUUGUCGCUAAUACAUUUCUUUGCAUGAAAAAUCAAGCGGAGGCAAAGCACCCCACAUGAAUUAUUCAUCUCUCGGCGACCUUUUAGUACUUUAAGCGCUCGGAUGCUUCACGGGUAGGGGGGGGCAUGUUUUGUUUGGGUCAAACCCUUUUACAACAUUCAUCCGUAUAUUGUCAUUAAAAAGAUGCCUGGAAGUGUUUUGUCGUUGUGUUUGCGAAGGAGUGCAUGAUUGCCAGCUGUCAAAACAAACAGGAGAGACGCACUGUACCUGCUUAACAUAAUAAAAAUGCUAAUAUUGA